AUGUCGUUGAACGAAGUCUGGGAGGCAGCCUCCGCUCAUCCCUACUCUCCCAUUAUCUCCAAGAAUAGCCAAUUCUUCGUUGGCUUCACCUUGCUUUUCGCUGCUCUUAUUUUCACCGGUCUAUUUGGUUUAAAUCGUUCCUUUACGAGCAUCGCGUCCUUCGGCAUCCCCGCGUCGCUGGCCUUUGGUUUCGGAGCUGUCUACAUGAUCUGUGCUGUUGGAGUGUACGUCUGA
Messenger RNA from Penicilliopsis zonata CBS 506.65, 234 nucleotides. RefSeq lists its product as hypothetical. The coding region runs from base 1 to 234 and encodes 77 amino acids. Gene Ontology annotation, biological process: protein N-linked glycosylation. NCBI's taxonomy places the organism in Eukaryota, Fungi, Ascomycota, Eurotiomycetes, Eurotiales, Aspergillaceae. The transcript is spliced from 4 exons. The record is from RefSeq and is a predicted model, not a curated record.